This is a messenger RNA of Paramisgurnus dabryanus, 4768 nucleotides long. RefSeq names its product mitogen-activated protein kinase kinase kinase 3 (gene map3k3). The record is from RefSeq and is a predicted model, not a curated record. Gene Ontology annotation, biological process: protein phosphorylation. NCBI's taxonomy places the organism in Eukaryota, Metazoa, Chordata, Actinopteri, Cypriniformes, Cobitidae. Gene Ontology annotation, molecular function: protein kinase activity; ATP binding; protein binding.
CAAAUUUUUUUUACAACAAAAUAAUAUCAGUAAAACUAAAAAGAGUUAAACGCACUAUGACUUCUCAAUUAACAAGAGACAAAUUUAUCAAGAGAACAGAUCAGCAGCUACAUCUCAACAUAAUUCAGUUCUGACUCCUACGUCACAAAUGUGUGCACUACAUCUUGCGCGUCAUCAAGCAUGAAGUAAAAAGAGGAAUAGCGCGCCCCCGAGCGUACGCAAAGUCUGAGUGUAUAUCACAGUUGUCAUCUUGGACAUGUUAUGGAAAUUAAUAACGGAAAGCGAUGCAAUUUUGUCACAGAUCAUGCAAAAAAAUCGUAAAAGCAAUUUAUUCCUGCACGUGCAUUAACAUGACGAACUUUUGGCUGGUUUUGAAGGAAGCGAGUUUAUGGUUCCGGUGACGAGCUGCUUUUCUCUGUCAGGAAACUCACUGCGCGAAAGAUUCAUUCUAGCAUUUGCUGUUUAUCACCAUCACAAGAAUGCUUGGACUAAUGUCGACUAAAUAUCUUAUUUGCCGCUAACUGUCAACCGGAUAACUUCAACGGCGUUUGGAUAGUAUAUUUUCGUACUUUCGCUGAGUUUUAACUUGUCAUGCAAGUUGCGCACAUCAACGGAAAGCGGAAUUUGUUCUCGAAGUUCAAGUAGCCUCUGGCUGUAAUGCGCAGCAUUUCUUUUGUCCAGACCAUCGGCAGUGGGAUUUAUGUGUCAUUUUUCUAAUACACUUUUUUUCGAUGUUAGUUCGAUAAAGUGGAACAUAAGUGCUUGUCUCACAGUCACAUGCCUUCAUUCAAAAAGAUUUGUCGCAUUAAUAAUGCUGAGAUUGUCCAGGCAUCCAGCUGAGACUCGUUUUCUUUUUCAUGUACUUGUACAAACUUAUUACCCACCGGUGUUGGAUUGAUGCAUUUGCACGGACAGUAAUCGUCGCCUUUCACUAAAAAGUGAAAACUAUAUUGAACUGACCAAGCACAUCGAAGGAGAAAAUUUUUGCAAAGCUAGCAGGAAAAGAAGCCAUCAAAAUUACGGAAAUCGCUUCGUCCUUUUCCUCCAGUCUACUGUUACAAAUGGAUUUUAUUAAAGCAACACGCUUACAUUUGCAUCAUUAGUGUUAUUACAAGACAUCUGCAGUUUAUUAUUCAGAGUUAUUUAAGACUUUUUAUACAACAGUUAUGUUGCAACUCUAUAAUGAUAGAGUCAAGGACCCUUACCUUUCUUAAUCUGUUAAACACGCUUUUCUUUGUCGCUUCGUGAAUUAUUUCAUCCAUAUGACUUUUACUGUCACUCUCAGCAUUAACAGGUGAUGUGUUUUUAAGAGUUGUCAGCUUUCCCCAAGGAGUAUAAAGUCACGGAUGAUAUGGGAGACCCUCAGGUGCCCGCGCACCUGGACGCGCUUUAGCGAUGGCAGUCUGUCCACUUUGGUGGAGGGACUGGAUAUCUGUUCACUGUCAAACUGCAUUAACUGUGACUAUAACGUCAAACCCAGAGAUUUCAAGAGAGGACUGAAAGUGGCUGAGGGCUCCCUCAUCUGCAUCUGUACUUCACCCAAAAUUCAGGGAGAACAGAUAACAUCGCAGAAGGACGCCAGAAAGUCUCUAGGACAUUGAUGGGUGACGCAGCAGGACAGUGUGUGUGAGGACCUCAAAACGUGAGCAGAAACAGUUACACCGCCAAAAUGAAUGAGAGACAGGCUCUCCAUUCAAUUAUGAAGGAUCUGGUGGCCCUGCAGAUGACUAGGCGCCAGCCUUCGACAACUUAUGACACGGCAAAACCCAAACCUGUCAGCACCGCCGGCUCUUCCAACAGAAUGGAUGAUGUCAGAAUUAAGUUUGAAUUCUGCGGUGAAAGAAGGAUUCUGAUGUUUGGGCGGCCUGUGCAGUUUGAGGAAAUCCAGCAGAAAGUCAAAACAUUCUUCGGUCAGCAGUUAGACCUGCAUUAUAUGAAUAAUGAGCUGUCUAUUCCCCUGCGCAGUCAGGAUGACUUGGAUAAAGCCAUUGAUCUGUUGGACCGCAGUUCAAACAUGAAGAGCAUCAAGAUCAUGCUGCUGACACAGGAACUUAGCAAUGCCUCUUCUCCAUCUCAUCACACCGUGUGCAAGCAGGUUCGCAUUAAAACCUCACAGUCCACUGGCGAUGUCAGUACCGUAUACCAGUCCUCCGAACCCAGAGGACGCCACCACUCGACCAGCUCUCAGAACACUGGGCGCAGUUCUCCUCCCCCUGGUUACGUUCCUGAGCGUCAACAGCGAAUUGCACGCCAGGGAUCCUACACCAGUAUUAAUAGCGAGGGGGAGUUCAUACCUGAAACCAGUGACCAGUGUGUGCUGGAUCCCUGGAGCAGUGCAGAAAACUCUGUGUCCGGCAGCUGUCAGUCUCUGGACAGCAACUCUGAAAGCCCCUCACUCAGGAAACCUCGUACACACAGAAUCAAGAGUUAUCCUGACAACCGGCAGGACUGUUCAGACCGGGAAAACCAUGUUUAUGAUAAGAUUGUGGGGAAGGGAGGGACGUACCCCCGGAGGUAUCACGUGUCCCUGCACCAUAAAGACCACAGUGAAGGUCGGCGGACAUUUCCACGGAUCCGCCGUCCUCAGGGUAACCUCUUUACUUUGGUGCCAUCACGGCGAUCGCUAAACGGCAGUGAAGAGAGUGUGGGGAGCCGGCAGUUGGUUGAUGCUCAGGCUAGACUCCGCCCACAGGACCGGCCAGUCCCUCAUAAGUCCCCUUCAGCUCCGUUGACGUGGCGCAGAGGGAAAUUGCUGGGUCAGGGGGCUUUUGGGAGAGUGUACCUAUGCUAUGAUGUAGACACAGGCAGAGAACUUGCAGCAAAACAGGUUCAUUUUGAUCCGGCCAGUCCAGAGACCAGCAAGGAGGUGAGCGCUUUGGAGUGUGAGAUACAGCUGUUGAAGAACCUGCACCAUGAGCGGAUCGUCCAGUAUUAUGGUUGCCUUAGAGACCACAAUGAGAAGACCCUUACCAUUUUCAUGGAGUAUAUGCCAGGGGGCUCAGUCAAAGACCAGCUAAAGGCCUAUGGGGCUUUGACAGAAAAUGUGACGCGCAAAUACACCAGACAGAUCCUGGAGGGCAUGUCUUACCUGCACAGUAACAUGAUAGUCCACAGGGACAUCAAAGGUGCCAACAUCCUGCGAGAUUCAGCAGGCAACGUGAAGCUGGGAGAUUUCGGCGCCAGUAAGCGGCUUCAAACCAUCUGCAUGUCCAGCACCGGGAUCCGUUCUGUUACGGGAACACCGUACUGGAUGAGUCCAGAGGUCAUUAGUGGAGAAGGGUACGGUCGGAAGGCUGAUGUUUGGAGUCUCGGCUGCACUGUGGUGGAGAUGUUAACGGAAAAGCCCCCAUGGGCCGAAUAUGAGGCCAUGGCAGCCAUAUUUAAGAUCGCCACUCAGCCUACCAACCCUCAGCUUCCCUCUCACAUCUCCGAGCACACGCGCGACUUUCUCCGCUGCAUCUUCUUGGAGGCCAAGUACAGACCGAGUGCAGAGGAGUUGCUCAGACAUCCCUUCUCCCAGAUCUUGUGUUGAGGAGGUCAAAUGUCAAUCCAGCUGCUUCCACGACUUAAAAGGCCCUCGGAGGAACAAAUGUACCUCUUACAAACAUUUUAGGGGUCAUUCGAUGACUCAAGCCAUGAUAAGCUGAGUAUCAAAGGCAAUCUACUUUUCCAAAACUUGUGGCCUGCUAGCACCCAGUCAGCUGUUGGCAGGAUGAGGUCACGCAAGUUUUAUUUAUAAGGGUCUCUGCAACAGCAGGGGGCACUACAGGAUACUUUACACAUUUCUGUUUGAGGAAUAAACAGAUCACUUAACAGGAUAAGCAGAUGCAACAAAUAUAAUUUUGUUGGACUGAGCGGCUUUAAACUGCACUCUACAUUAUUAGAAUUGCCAAACUUUUCUCUUUUAAAGCCUGCAUGGUUUAUCUCUCACACUUGAAAGAGUGUUUAAAGCAGACAUCAAGAAUGUCUCCCAGUAAUGAAUGUUGUACACCGGGACUAUUCAUCUUUGGUCUUGGAAGGCCCCUUCAGAGUUUAGUUUCAAAUAAAACACACCUGCUUGUAAUGUAAGUAACCCUGAAGGCCUUGUUUGAUGAAACUCGGCAAGGUAGUGAUUCUCCAGGACUAAGAGUGAAUAAGUUCGGAUCAAUAACAGUCCAGAUCAAAAACCUCAAUUUUGCUCUUUUAUACAGCCAUUAUCCCUUUGUCCCACUGUUUAAAUCUCCAUGGUUUAGUGUUACGGGAAAUGUAAUAAGUCUGCAUUGAAGGUCCUUUGGAAGUCAGUGUAUCUGUUGCACUUAAAUUUGUAAUUGCCUCGGGCUUGGAUUCACUUCAUGUCGAUAAAAGCUAGGAUUGCUCGAGGAUUGUUUUUCACAGGAAUUGUGUACCUCGAUUUGUCCCUUCUCUGAAAAGGUUUUAGUCUGUUACAAAAUGCAGAUAACUGUUAUUGAUACAGAGGUUAUAGUGUUAAGAAGAGUAUUGUACAUUAAUGUUCCUUGUGCCUCCUCUCCUGUAGGGGGCAGCAGUUAAGUGUUUAUCAUGCAGCUAUUCUCACUAAUAAUAUUCUCUCAAAGAGAUUCCCAUGGUAAUGAAAUGUUAAAUCGGGAGUCGUGUAGGGUGGUGGUCACCAACCAUGUUGCUGGAGAUCUACUUCCAACCCCAAUCAAACACACCUGAACCUGCUAAUCAAGCUUUUAGGGCUACCUAAAUAUUAGAGGCAGGUGGAUCUUAAAGGAAUAUUCCAUUUUCUUAAAAGAAAAAUCCAGAUAAU